AUGCUCCUCUUGUAUGCCAUGCGGCACGCGGAGUGCUCCAUUUGCCUCCAGACACUCAUCUUUAGUGCGGAUGGCUCGCCGUCGCCAUCGUGUGGCGGGUCACCGGCGAAGCAGUUGCCGAGUCCCCCGCGUGUCUCACCGGCGCCACGGCCGGCGGAGGCGCGCGCGGGCGAGGGAGGGUUUCAGAUCACCUUCGCGCCCGGCGUGUCCCAGACCGACCCCGCCGACGAGGUGUUGACUUUUAUUACCGCGCUCGACGCGUACCAGCGCACGGCGAAGAAAGGCGGCGGCAGCGGCAGUAGUGACGCGGACCGCGGGUUUUUGUCUUGCGGGGCCGAGCAGGGGAUUGUAGUCCUGCCGUGUGGACACCUGCUGCACUUUAUCUGUGCGAUUCAGCUGCACGAGUACAGCAAGAGCCCCGCGUGUCCCAUUUGCCGUCAGGCGUUGAAAGGCCCGGAGGACUACGUCUUGUUUCUCCCGCGCCCGCGUCCAACGCUUGUGGAGCGGGGCACGGCCGCGGAUGUUGAGGCCAACACGUGUGGGAGCAAUAGGAGCGAGGAGGGUGGGGCGGACGACGUGCUGUUUGCCGGCGAGCGCUGCGUGGCCCCGGCGGAGGCGUACCGGUGCCACCUUCAGCGGGAGGCGGAGGAGCUGGGGCGGCGGCGCCGCAACCUGCGCAGCCGCGAGCACUUCCUCACGAGCAGCCGGGACCAGUUAGAGGAGCAGUGCAUCUCGCUAGAGCAGUCCGCAAGUGACGCCCGACGCCGGUACGACGUGCUGACGCGGCAGGGGGCGGUGGGGCUGGACCGCCUCAGGGAGCUUCGCGACGUGGCGCUCAAGACACACACCUCGAUGGAGCAGCUCACGUCGGAGCUUGCCGGCCUGCUGCGGCAGCAACGCAACCUCGAUCAGCAACUGGAAAAGUGCAGUCAGAAGCUGCAACGCAUGCGACUGAGCCGGCGGAGGGACUCCACAGGCGGCGAAGACGGGGUUACGACGCGAGACCAACAUGCGCCGUCGCCCAUGCAGAAGAGACGACUGACGGCUCCCGUGACCGGGUCGCCGCUUUCGUACUACGUCUCUCACGACUGA
This is a messenger RNA of Trypanosoma conorhini, 1092 nucleotides long. RefSeq lists its product as uncharacterized. NCBI's taxonomy places the organism in Eukaryota, Euglenozoa, Kinetoplastea, Trypanosomatida, Trypanosomatidae. Bases 1 to 1092 code for a protein of 363 amino acids. The transcript has a single exon. The record is from RefSeq and is a predicted model, not a curated record.